AUGGAUUCGCACUGGCGUGCUGCGGGAAACUGUGACGGUGAGAGGAGGAGGCAGCGGAGCGGCCCAUACGAUGCUGUUGCUGCUGCUGCUGCAGCAGCAGCAGCAAACUGUGGGCCUGCUUCUGCAAGUCCAGGGGUUCUAUGGCCUGCUCGUGGCUGCAACAACAACAGCAGCAGAAGCAGCAGCAGCAGCAGCAGCAGCAGCAGCAGCAGCAGCAGCAGCAAAGCACAGGGAGAAGCACCAUGGUGGGAGCAGCAAAACCAAGACAGCAGACAAACAAGAACGGUCCAUUGCUCUAGCCGCAGCAGCGGCUACAGCAGGCAGCAGCAGCAGCAGCAGCAGCAGCAGUAUCAGCAGCAGCACUAUCAGCAGCAGCAGGCCCCUCAUCACUACCAGCAGCAGCAGCGGCAAUCGUAUAUGCUGCAGCACGAGCAGCAGCAGCAGCAGCAGCAAGGAUACCCAGAUGGAUCGAGAUAUGAAGACAGCAGACACAGCAGCAGAAGGCGAUACGAUAGAGCUCACUACAGCAGCAGCAGCAGCAGCCGCAGCCGCAGCAGAAGCAGACGCAGCAGCAGGAGGAGCAGCAGGAGCCGCAGCAGGAGUCGCAGCCCGUACUGGAGGGGUGCAGCAGGAGACAGCAGCAGCAGCAGCAGCAGCAGCAGCAGCAACAGGCUUAGUGGCCGCUCCGUGAGGGGCCGCUCAGCAGCAGCAGCAGCAGCAGCAGAUAGAGAUUCAGACUACCACUCGAGACAGCAGCAGCAAGUGCUGCUGCAGCAGCGGCCGCAGCGUUACCGCCACCGCAGCAGCAGCAGCGACGAGGACUCCCUGCUGCAGCAGCAGCAGCAGCAAACGUAUAGAUCAAGAAGCAAGGAUGGAGGCCACAGAGGGGGAGGAGAGAGAGGUUCUGCUGCUGCAGCAGCAGCAGCAGAAGAGCAGCAGCAGUACCACUAUAGUCAGCAGCACUACAAGCAGCAACCACGACAGAAGAGCAGCAGCAGUACCACUAUAGUCAGCAGCACUACAAGCAGCAACCACGACACAGAAGAGCAGCAGCAGUACCACUAUAGUCAGCAGCACUACAAGCAGCAACCACGACAGCAGCAGCAGCAGCAGCAGCAGCAGCAAUAUGCAAGAUCUUCAUAUCGUUCAGGCCGCAGAGGAGACAGCGAAGGGAGGAGGAGCCCAGGGUCACCUGGUGGGUAUUCUGCUGCUGCUGCUGCUGCUGCUGCUGCUGCUGAUGGCCGCAGCAGCAGAAGAGAGUACUGGGGAGAAGGAGCAGCACGGUUUGCUGCUGACGAUCGCAUGCAGCGGCGGCCUCGUGUUGCUGCUGCUGCUGCUGCUGCUGGUGGUGGUGGAGAGUAUAGUAGAAGAGGAGCUGAAGCAGAGACAGCAGCAGCAGCAGCAGCAGCAGCAGCAGCAGCAGCAGACCGCCGCAGCAGAUGCUCUCCCCCCCGUCUCUCAUCUCGUCAGCAGCUGCUGCAGCAUGCAGCAGCACUAACCCCAUUCCCUCCUCCCCCUCCUCCCCCUCACCACCAUCUACACAUGCAUGCAGCAGCAGCAGCAGUGCAGCAGCAGCAGCAGCAGCAAUUACAGGCAGCAGCAGCAGCAGCGCAUGCAGCGCAUGCAGCACAGCAGCAGCAGCAGCAGCAGCAAAGACGAUGGAGACACCCAGACAGCUGUCUCCCCUGUGUUUGGUACUUCUGCAACACAGACGGCUGCAGCAGGGGGGCUGCAUGCCCCCGCUGCCACGAUGAGGAGCACCGAAACAUAAAGACAGAUCUGCAUCCUUUUGUGCUGCUGCAUGCACGCUCACGCUGCAUGCCCUGCAACCGCUACCGCAGCAGCGGUAUAUGUAAACAAAUAAACUGUGUAUUCUGUCACCAUCCAACGCAUAGAGAAGAGGAUGAGCAGCAGCAGCAGCAGCAAGAGGGAGAGACAGAAGCAGAGAAAGAAGAAAGAGAAAAAAGAAAAAAAAUACAACAGCAGGAAGAGCUGCUGCUGCAGCAGCAGCAGCAGCAGCAACCGAAGCAAAAACUAUCACAUGACCCUCUCGCCCAUGAUCGGGGUGUAUGCAUACCCUGUGCUGAUUUCUUUUGUUCUCCUACUGGCUGCAAAGGAAAACCCUGCAACCGCUACCGCAGCAGCGGUAUAUGUAAACAAAUAAACUGUGUAUUCUGUCACCAUCCAACACAUAGAGAAGAGGAUGAGCAGCAGCAGCAGCAGCACGAGGGGGAGACAGAAGCAGAGAAAGAAGAAAGAGAAAAAAGAAAAAAAAUACAACAGCAGGAAGAGCUGCUGCUGCAGCAGCAGCAGCAGCAGCAACCGAAGCAAAAACUAUCACAUGACCCUCUCGCCCAUGAUCGGGGUGGAGAAUGUACUGCUGCUGUUGCUGCUCUGUGUCCUAUGUGUCACCACAGCAGCCACAAAGAAGAGCAGCAGCAGCAGCAGCAGCAGCAGCAGCAGCAGCAGCAGGAGGGGGAAGGGGAAGGGGAGGGGCAGCAGCAGCGGGAACUGCAGGAUAUGGAUGAAGACAGUGAGCAGCAGCAGCAGCAGCAGCAGCAGCAGGAGCAGCAGCAGAUGGAGGAUAUGUUGCUGCUGCAGCAGCAGCAAGAAGAAGAAGAGUUUAGACAGCAGCAAGAAGAGGAAGAUGAGGAAGACAUCAGAAGCAGACACCAAGACGACGAGGACGACGAAGAGCUGCUGCUGCUGCAGCAGCAGCAGCAGCAGCAGCAGCAGCAGCAACUGCAGCAGCAGAUGCAGCAAGAGCAGGAUGGACUGCAUGCGAACGGAGAUGAACAGCAGCAAGCAGCAGCAGCAGCAAACAGGCGUGCUGCACAGUUCCCGCAUGCAACUGAAAACCAGCAGCAGCAGCAGCAGCAGCAGCAACAGCAACCGGGGCAGAAACAUAUUCGUGAUGAGGGCUCUGCUGAGCGCAUGCAGCAGCAGCAGCAGCAGCAGCAGCAGGAAGAGAAGGAGCAUUAG
Molecule: messenger RNA, 2982 nt
Organism: Eimeria mitis
Lineage: Eukaryota; Apicomplexa; Conoidasida; Eucoccidiorida; Eimeriidae
Exons: 5
Coding region: 1-2982 (993 amino acids)
Molecular function (GO): metal ion binding
Source: RefSeq, a predicted model, not a curated record